Octopus sinensis (East Asian common octopus) is the source of this 3693-nucleotide messenger RNA. RefSeq names its product proton-coupled folate transporter. NCBI's taxonomy places the organism in Eukaryota, Metazoa, Mollusca, Cephalopoda, Octopoda, Octopodidae. The transcript is spliced from 6 exons. Gene Ontology annotation, cellular component: membrane. The record is from RefSeq and is a predicted model, not a curated record. Gene Ontology annotation, biological process: transmembrane transport. Bases 1268 to 2641 code for a protein of 457 amino acids. Gene Ontology annotation, molecular function: transmembrane transporter activity.
AUGGGGACGGUGAUUUUAUAGAGGCGGUACUUUUGCGUCUGCAGUAUAAUACUGUAUAGGGGCAGGGACGGGCAGGAAUUUCAAGAGCUGCCCCUGAUGACAUAGACCCCUACGUCACUAGCCUGUUGUUGUUUGUGUGCGUUCGCGUAUGUGUGAGUACGGGGUAUCCCAGAAUUGACUAUGUACUUCAAUGACAUCGGGCAAAUUAAAAAAAGAAAAACUGACAGAAUUAUGUUUAUUAUUACAUAACUAUGAUACCAAAGGAAAUAGAUUUAUAAAUCUUACGUCCCCCUAUCUACCCUCACAUCUCCCCCUCCCCAUUAUGCCAAGAUCUUGCAUAUCAUCCCCCUACCUUAUGAUCUAUCCUCCUUCAUGAGUCACAGCCAUCUCUCUCACCUUACCUUCUCUCCCCGCUGACAGAAAAUUUCGGAUGCGAAUGAAAAAACUAGAUCAAAAUUUCCCACAUGUGCCCCGUCUGUAUCCCUACAAAUUUCAAAUCUAUCCUUAGCUUUGCGAAACACAUUUUGAAACAUUCCAGGAGUUAUCUCCGGCACUGCAGACUAAAUGUGUUUUUUAAGUUCUGCUAAAUUGUUGUUUCACCCACUGGAUGAAGGCGGAGAAAAUGAUUGCAGCCAAAUUGCAAAAGAAAAAGAAAUGUGGGCAGUUAAGUAGGAUCCAAUAAAAAUAAAGAUAAUAAAAUUAUAAACAAAAUAAGAAAAUUUAUGCACUUUUAACACGUAUGUAUGAUAAGCAUAAAUAAAAGUGAGGUUUUAAAAAGAUUGUCCAAUUUCACUGAAGUAGAUCAUUAAUUUGGGGACACUAUAUUUCUUUAUCUUGUUUCUAGUCACAAGUAAUUUCUUUAUUUUGUUUCUAGUCACAAGUGUCACACAUACACACGCAGAUAUGUCGGCGUACAUUCAUUAGCACGCUCAUUCUUAUGGAGCCAACAAAAAGCAUUUUUGUAGUAGGUGGACCGGCUAGAAAUAGCAGCCAAAUAUCCAUCAACUAACAUUGUUCUGACUUAAAGAGGAAGAGCAUAAUGGAUAAUGUAGUCCUAGAUACUUAAGCUUGGAGACAAAAGAAAGAAAACGAGUUGAAUAUAGCUGGUGUCUGUUCCAUCCUAAAUCUCCUCAUUCACAGCUGAUUUGGAGGAGCUGAAGUUUCUUUAUUUUAUCAAUAGAAAUCCAGAGGAUUUAUUCGACAUAUCCCCUUCGAUGCAUACCAGCGUUUCGUGAAAUUACACAGUUGGCUUUUCUUCAACUCCAAGAUGCCUCCCAUCAAAACCAUUGUGGAACCCAUCCUCUUUUUGUACAUGUUCACACAAUUUAUGAAUGCAGCAGUAUUUCAAAGUUUAUUUUACAGUCGAAUAUGUUUAAAAAAUUUCAAUGCAUCUAUAUGUUCCGUCCUGGGCAAUGGGUCAUUUACUUCAGAAGAAAACUAUGUACAAGGACAAACUUCAAAUUGGAUUUUAUACUGCAACGUUGUACUUCUAAUUCCUUCUACAUUUGUUAGUUUCUUCUUUGGUCCAUUUAGUGAUAAAGUUAGUCGCAAAAUUGUUAUCAUUCUUCCUAUUAUAGGAAACGUAUUGUUGUUUUGUGUGUGUGCAUUAGUUUCUUACUUAGAAAAUGUACCCAUAGCAUAUAUACUUUUGGGUUAUUUUCUCUCUGGGCUUUUGGGAGGCUACAUUGGGAUGCUGAUGGCUAUUUUAAGCUAUGCCACUCAUGUCACAGAUAUUAAAUUCCGUACUAUUCGCAUUGGAAUUGUUGAGUCUAUGAUAUUUUUUUCUGGAACCAUAGGUGUAUUUCUGUCUGGAAUCCUUUUAAAAUAUAUUGGCUUUGUUUGGAUCUAUGUACUAAUGGCUGGCUGUUGUAUUGUUGCUUUAAUUUAUUGCAUCAUUGUCAUCGAAGAUAUAAACACUAGUGGAGAAUCUUUCUCCAAAAAUUUGUUAACAAUUUUCAAAAUUCAACACUUUAAAGAUUUAAUAUCAUUUAUCACUAAACCAAGGAACUCAAAUGUACGGAUUGUUUUGUUCCUGUCAGUUGUUAUUAUUGGAGUUAUGAUGUUCUUGAUAAUGGGUGAAAAUGACAUCAAUCUGUUGUAUCUGCGGCACUCUCCAAUCUCAGCAACUAUAACUGAAGUAGGAUAUUUUUCAGCACUUGAGAGCGCUGUUCGAGGAGUAUCUUUGAUAGUUUUUCUCCCAUUGUUAAAGAAAUUUUUGAACCCAAAUGACUUCUUCUUAUGCAUUGCUGGUUUGAUUUCAAGAGCAGCUUCUUCAGUUACUUUAGCAUUAGUUCGAGUCAAAAGUGUUAUAUAUUUUGUUCCAUUUAUUAGCCUUUUCAUAGGAUUUUCCUCUGUAGCAAUGCGAGGAGUAUGUUCAUCAUUUGUAUUGAAAGAAGAGCAAGGAAAACUAUUUACCAUCAUAUCUUGUCUACAAAAUAUCACAUCUUUGAUUGCUUCUAUAACUUUUAAUGAAAUAUACAGUGCUACAGUCGCAAUUGAUCCAGGAAUUUGCUACUACGGGUCUGCUGGAAUAAGUAUCACGCUGGUUUGCCUCUCUUUGUUUCUGUGGAGACGACAUAAUAUGAUAAAGAGCUACGUAUUACUUCAAGAAUCUGAAAUCCCUGCCCCUGGGGAAACAUAACCAGUCUAUGUUUAAUUUUUAUGAUUUUCAAAAGUGGUGUGAGAUGAAAGAGCCUGAAGUUAUAGUGAUUUGUUACUCAUACACACAAUUUUAUAUUAUAAAAAAGCCGAUCUCCAUCUGCCCAUCUAUCACAACAUCUAUUAGAGGGAGGGAAGAAGGGUAGAAGAAAAAGCUGUUGAGAGAGAAAUACAGAGAGUGAAUGAUAGAUAGCUAGAUAGGGAGUGUUAUCACCAUAUUAACAAGUUUUGAUUAAAAUUCUGGAAAUUUUGAGUGCAAGUCUGUCAACACAAAGCAACAGACUUCAGAAAAAUAACUAUAUUUAGUUAUUUUCUUGGUUGGUUGUGUGUGUGUAUUUAUGUAUGUCUUUCAACAUAUAGACAAUGCAACAGAUUUUUUAAAAAGCUUCACUACAAUGAUAGGUUGUUGAGAGAAAGAAAUAGUGUGUGUGUGUGUGAAAGUUAGUAUUAAAAUUUAAUUCAAAACAACAAAAAAACAAAACAGGUUGUUGAGCAUACCAAUGUGAUCAUUGCAGCAGGCUUUUGCUGAAGGUAGCAAAGUGACAAAUAACAACUAAACUGUAUAUAACAGUGUGAUUGGAAAAAGUAAGUCUGUCAUUUAAUUUCGAACAACUUUCUUUAAAAACUGUUUUUCUUUUUCUUAAACUAGCUUUGGAAACCUAACCGGUGCCAAAAUUUCUCAUUAUUUUUAUAUAAUGUAUAGUGCUGUAUAUAGAACAUGGCAUAUAACCAAUGUUUAGAAUUACAUGUCAUUUUUCAUAUCUAUCUAUUGAUAUUCCAAGCAAUAAAUAAACAAGAAUGGCAAUAGGUUUUUAUAUUUCUUCAGUACAUUCUUAUACAUAUUUCACAAAAAUGAAAAUGUCCAUUAUUAAAUGUAUUAUCUUACAAUCAGAUUACAUCAUGCAGUCAUCAGAGUUUAUGUAACGAAUGAAAAAUUGGCCUUAAUAUUUUAUAACAGCUCACCUGAUACGUGGUUUCAACGGAAUCUUUUAGGACUAGGAUCAGGAGGGACAUAACUCAAUAACAUUGAAUGGU